AUGUCUAACGAAGUAGCUAGCACUAGAAGAAAGAAAGAGAACGGGACAUCGAAAGCAGGAAGGAGAAACAGCUACUGCGGAAUGGCCGGUGAGGAGGAGGUGCAGGUGGUAGAGUCCUGCUUUGUAACGCCGGCCAAGGACACGCCGCGAAAAGCACUGCGGCUGUCACCACUCGACCUCCUCAUGCUAGCCAACAGAGGCUACACCCCACUCGUCCACUUCUAUCGCCGCCGAUGUUCCGUCGACGACUUCUUCGACGUGGCUAAGUUGAAGACAGCACUGGGCAAGGCCCUCGUGCCCUUCUACCCCAUGGCCGGCCGCCUCAGGGCCGACGCCGACGGCAGGUUAGAGAUUGACUGCAACGGCGAGGGCAUGCCCUUCCUCGUGGCUCACUGUCACCUCACCGUUGAUGACUUUAGCGAGUUCAAGCCAUCACCAAGGUUAAGGGGGUUGUUUGUUCCCCACACCGACGACUCAGAGGGCAUCGUGUGCAGCACUCAGGUGACAUUCUUGAAGUGUGGUGGGGUGGCCUUAGGGACGGCAGUGCACCAUGGCGCUAUGGAUGGCACUGCCGCGUUCCACUUCUUCCAGACAUGGUCUGCUUUCUCAAGGGAGGGCGACUGGGCUGUGAUGAAGACCCCCUACCACGACCGCAGCCUCUUGUUUGCGCGCAACCCACCCUUUGUUCAUCCCGACACCCUCUCCAUUUUUUGCCUCAAGGUAAACAUGUCGCAGCUGUCGGGGCCGGUUGUCAACGAGGUUUUCACCCUUGGCAAGGGCCAAGUUUCCACUCUCAAGCGCAUCUGCGGUGGCGACAUGAGCACCUUUAGUGUCGUGAGUGCCCACAUGUGGCAGUGCAUGUGUUUGGCCCGGCGGCUACCGCCGAACUGCACGACGCGCCUCGUGUUCCCGGCCAAUGUUCGGCGCAGUAUGACGCCGCCUCUUCCGGACGGCUACUUCGGCAACGCGAUAACAUAUGUAAGUGUUGCCAACGAAGCACGGGGCAUCGCCUCAGGUGACCUGGCCUACAUAGUGCGCCGGAUUAGAGACAGCCUCAGCCGGGUGGACGAUGAGCUAGUGCAUUCUGCAGUCGACUACCUCGAGCUAGCAAAGACGGACAACCGCCCUGCUACAGGCAGUUUGCCAGCGACAGAUAUGAGAGUGGUUAGUUGGCUUGGCAUGCCGGUGUAUGAUGUGGAUUUCAGUUGGGGAAAGCCAUUGGCUAUGUUGCGUGCUGAAUCAAACCGCGGAGGCUAUGUGCACCUGAUUGACAGCGGGCAUGGGGAUGGCAGCAUACGCCUAGUCAUGUGUAUAGAGGCUUCAAUUCUCAAGGAGUUCAAGCGUUUGUUGUAUGCCAAGUUUGAGAGCAUGGUGUAUUCCAAGUUCUAG
Molecule: messenger RNA, 1389 nt
Organism: Triticum turgidum subsp. durum (durum wheat)
Lineage: Eukaryota; Viridiplantae; Streptophyta; Magnoliopsida; Poales; Poaceae
Source: the annotation of a GenBank genome assembly